CACAAAUCAAAACACAACACACCAUGGUUUGCAAACCAUAGUGUGAACACACCUACAGUUUACGGUUGUGUGAUUGUAAUCUGCGGGGGAACUUCCCAGGUGAAAUAGGGCACGCGUUGGCGUCAGGGAAUCGACGUCAACGCGCGAAUAUAGAACGGGCAGUACAGUAGGUGGGUACAGUACACUUCUUGUAUCUGCACGCUAGGGUUCGGGAACGCGUUGACAAAAUUAAGAGUUUGGAUCAUGAAGAGUGUCGUCUAUUACUGUAGCUGGAUGAGUUUUCUCUACAGCGUUUGUUGUUUGCAACCUUCUAGAGGUGCCAAUCCAGAAGGUAGUCAUGGGGUUGUUGCUACCAACUUGGCUCAAGGAAAAGUUGCCAAACAAAGCAGUAAUUACAGUUCUGACACUGAGGCUGGAAAGGCUGUCGAUGGUAACAACGAUGGACGGUGGAACUCUGGUUCUGUGACUCGCACAAAGAACGAUUUUCAGGCUUGGUGGGAAGUCGACUUGAGUUUUGAAGCGGAAAUUUUAUCUGUGAAGAUAUACAAACCAAUCGGUUGCUGCAGUAAUCAGAAAAGAUUCGACAGAAUCUUCUGCUGCAAGAAUCAGCUUACAAAUUUUUACAUCAAGUUUUACGACUAUAUGCACAUUCUUGUAAGAGUUGUGAAGGAUAAAUCUAGAGUAGGAAAAGAAUAUACAUUUGAAAUAAAUCCUCCAGUUGUGGCUCGGUAUGUUCGAGUACAGCGAAGACGUCGAAGCUAUCUAUCUUUGGCAGAAGUUCAAGUUUAUGGCAAAGUUAUAGAAAAUGCAGGGACAUCGGUUGCACUCUCGACAUCUGUAUUGUCCAGUUUUAUGUCUUCAAGUCACAGUCGGAUCUAUUUUUCAUCCGCAACGAAAACGAAUAAACCCUCAUUGCAAACAAUUACUAGUUCUUUACUUUAUGUGACUAACAGUUUACACACUGGGAAGAGAGAUGACAGCUCUGUGUUUGCAACAAGACUGACGAGUAAAGAUGCUCAUUCAUCACAUUUACUGAAAAGUUUCCGUGAUCUGUCAACAACUGCAAACAUACCACUUUCUUCUGCUAGUGUGAUUGGUACUCGCUUUUUGGUUGAUUCUGCAAGCAUUUUACCAUCUCCGACUAUUGUGAUCAACAGUGAGUUUUGGAUCGAUUCUUUAAGCAUGUCACCAUCUUCAACCAGUGUGGUCAAAAGCAAGUUUUGGGUCCAUUCUGUAAGCAUGUCACCAUCUAAAACUGUGGUGAGAAACAGUGGGUUUUGGAUUGAUUCUUCAAGCACAACACCAUCUGCAACUACUGUGAUCAACAGCAAGUUUUGGGUCAAUUCUUCUUCUUUAAGCAAGCCACCAUCUCAAACUACUGUGACCAACAAGUCUUGGGUCAAUUCUUUAAGCAUAUCACUAUCUUCAACUAGUGUGAUCAACAGCAAGAGUUUGUUCAAUUCUUUAAACGUAUCAUCAUCUCCGACUAGUGUGAUCACUGGAAGCAGUUUAGUUACUUCUGCGAACUCUAAUGGAACCUCGAAAUCUUUGUCCAUCCCAGCUGUUGCAUCACUAAUGCCGAGUCAAAAUGCAUCGUCAUUGCUGACAACUGGAAUCUCCUAUUAUUCAACACCAACAUCUGCUGUUUCCGAUUCAGCGAAAUCGUUCCUGGAAAAUGAAACAAUUGUUCUCGUGAUUAUUGGUAGCAUGGCUGGUAUCAUUGCCAUCUUAACCAUUCUACUGUUUGUGAUGUUGAAACUAUAUUUGAAACAGAAACGUAAAGUCCAUUUCGAAACAGCUGACUUAAACUGUGGACGGUAUAUCGGAUCACAGCCUAAUACGAUCAAGUCUGAAUACUUCAACGUGGAUGUAGAAGGUCGAUAUUGUCGGGUGGCUUCUGAAAAUUUUACAUCUAACAUAGGAUAUCAUGCAGUAAGUGUACAGCCGAGUUCAUUGUCAGUGAAUGAUACGUAUGAAGAUGUCUCUGAAACAUAAUAUUCCAUAAGGGUCAAUACAAGUAUGGAUACAGACACCAGGGUAUGAGUUGGUUACCCGUUUUGUCAUUUAUUGCGUAUUGCGUACCAAUAUAUUUGUAGGUUUACUAGGUAGCUAGCUAUUGCAUGUGUAGAAUCGGUAGAUGAGUUUGCUAUCUUGUGAAUGUUCGUUUCUGUGAACACUGAAGAUUCAAAGUAGCU
Corticium candelabrum is the source of this 2195-nucleotide messenger RNA. RefSeq lists its product as uncharacterized. The coding region runs from base 244 to 1995 and encodes 583 amino acids. The record is from RefSeq and is a predicted model, not a curated record. NCBI's taxonomy places the organism in Eukaryota, Metazoa, Porifera, Homoscleromorpha, Homosclerophorida, Plakinidae. The transcript is spliced from 7 exons.